AUGACGCGAGGAGUAGCGGUGAAGUCCAGUGGAGCUGGUGCUAAGAAGAAAGGAGUAGCGUUCGUGAUUGACUGCUCUAAACCAGUUGAUGAUACGAUCAUGGAGAUCGCCACGCUUGAGAAGUUUCUUCAGGAACGUAUCAAGGUCGGAGGUAAAGCCGGUGCUCUUGGUAACUCCGUUUCCAUUAUCCGAGAAAAGGGAAAGAUCACCGUUAACGCAGAUUCCAACUUCUCUAAACGAUACUUGAAGUAUCUAACGAAGAAGUAUUUGCAAAAGUACAAUCUCCGUGAUUGGCUCCGUGUGAUUGCCUCUAACAAAGACAAAAAUGUUUAUGAGGUACGUUACUUUAGUAUUGACGACGAGCCAGCUAGUGACGAAGAGGAUUAA
Molecule: messenger RNA, 387 nt
Organism: Camelina sativa (false flax)
Lineage: Eukaryota; Viridiplantae; Streptophyta; Magnoliopsida; Brassicales; Brassicaceae
Source: RefSeq, a predicted model, not a curated record